Messenger RNA from Lingula anatina, 1413 nucleotides. RefSeq lists its product as uncharacterized. Lineage: Eukaryota; Metazoa; Brachiopoda; Lingulata; Lingulida; Lingulidae. Gene Ontology annotation, biological process: regulation of transcription by RNA polymerase II. The record is from RefSeq and is a predicted model, not a curated record.
GAGAUCCUAAGAAGCGGAGGGUUAAACCUGUUCAGAAACAUAUGAUGCAGCUGGAUUUUGGCCCAGAUGACAGUUCUGGUGAUGAAGACUAUGAAGGAGAAGAGUUCACAGACUCGGAAGAGGACAGCGAUGAUUCCACGAGUAAAGGGUCCCCCAGAGCAGCUGCUGAGGACGUGGAGGAUUGCAGCGAGGAGGAUAUUGAGGAUGAGUCAGAUGAGGACGAGGAGGAAGAGGAAGGAGAGGAAGAAUCCAUUGCUGGCUUGAUAGAGAGAGCAAGACAGAUGUCAGACCAGUUAAAAGUAGAAGGAAAGUCUGGGCUAGCUUCCAGCAAAGUCAAGAUUUGCAUCUGUUGCGUUUGCUUGGGAGAGUCGAGGUAGAAGUGUAUUAGUUUUGUAAAGUGUAAUCCCUAAUGCUGUACAGUAAUGGAACUCAUCCAAGAUGUCAUAAAACAUGACUGUCAGCAUUGCAUGCUUUUAUUUAAGUCUACAUGGGGUAGUGAUAUCACUCACCUAUUUAACCAAAUGUUAAAACGGACUUAAAUUGGCUCAACAAAAUGGGUCGUUUUGGUCAAAUUUAAACCAUUUGGAGAAAAAAGUUGUAAAAGGUAGUGAUUUGGCUGAGUGAAAAAUAUUGCUAGCAAUACUCCCAAUCUAGAAAAUGUCCAUGGAUUUGCAGGAGAUGUGGUUUAACUUUUAUCAAUGAACAUGAAACUCUUUGCCUUGAAUGCUUUGUUAGAAAGCAAGACAGAAGUAACAAAAUAUUGUGAUUAUACACUGUUAUGCAAAAUACUAAAUUCUACAAGUUGAAAAAUUAACCAGAAAAAAAUCUGUUGAUAAUACAAUUUCUGUCAGGCAUUAUAUGUUGCUGCAAUGAAAGCAUUAGUCUGCCAUUAUUUCUGGCACUGCUCUCUUCCAAAUCCCACAAAAUGCUUGACUACACGCUAUCAUCUUGGAUGAUUCCCAUUCAGUAUCUAUUAUUCAAUAUAAUGUAAUGGCAUUUAUGGAUAUUUUUACUCUUUUUAAUGACUGGUAAGGACUCCAUAAUGCCCUAGCAGCUUUGGGCAUUAUGGAGUCCUGACCAGUCAUUAAACAUUUUUAUGCACACUCAAUUUUAUGCCCCAUUGUUAAAAUUAUUAUUGCAACUUGCUUUUAAAUCACAUUCUUUACUGUAUAAAUUGUUUUAAAAACUUGCUAUAUAAAGAAAAGAAACAAGACACCCAAAGCUGGCAAUUGGUAAGUGUUACAUUAAGCAUGACGCUGGAUUGUGACCCUGCUAAAUUACAUCAAAAAGAACCUUAGAGCGUAUGCCACUGCAAUACCUAUACAAGUCACUGUAACAAUAAGAUUUUUUUUAACUUUGGAAAUGUAACCUUAAUUUUAAUUUAUGCAAGUGAAGAUAAAACUAAAAUAUCUA